UUAGUGGUGUGUUGACGCCGUUACCACCCUCAGGAUGAACCCCAGUCUUAUCGAGACACGGCGCCAGUGAUGCUGAGAUAAUGAGUUUAUUUUGGUGAAGAUGGGGCGGUGUGCCCCAUGGAGGGUGUGAACUAGAGCCUGGUGGAGGCGGCACGAGGGACCUGGGCUACACCAUACAAGUAUACUGAUCAAUGCCCACGAGACCCUGGAGGGCGCCUACAGGGAUUCUUUCAUGUUACCGGUGAGGGUGGCGGUACUGGGGAGCGGCACCCAGCCUGGGAGUGGACACGCUGCCAUAGCAACCUGUACAACACUCCCCAAUCCACCAGGUUGUUGUUGUUGUCCACUGUGUACCACACGACCCGCUGGCUUGUCCCCGACUUACCUGAGGGCCACUAAUAACCCUCCUGGCCUCGACGAGGACAGGAAGCCUGCGGCCUGUCGAAGGUUUCCCCCACCCUCAUUUGCCUUGAUCUUUUCCAGGUAUACUUUAAAAGGCAAGGUGAAGGGAAAGUCAAAGUCCCGGUCAAGUCGUGCUGGUCUGCAGUUCCCUGUUGGGCGUAUCCAUAGACUUCUUCGCAAGGGCAAUUAUGCUGAACGUGUUGGUGCUGGUGCCCCAGUUUAUUUGGCUGCUGUCAUGGAAUACCUAGCUGCUGAAGUCCUGGAGUUGGCAGGAAAUGCUGCCAGAGACAAUAAGAAGACUCGCAUCAUCCCCCGACACCUCCAGCUUGCCAUUCGUAAUGAUGAAGAACUUAACAAGUUGCUGUCCGGCGUCACCAUUGCUCAGGGAGGUGUGCUGCCAAACAUUCAGGCUGUACUGCUACCAAAGAAGGCAGAAACUAAGGUUGGAAAACUAAAGAGCCAAUCUCAAGAAUACUAAUCAGUAUGGAAGACCAUUCAGAUGGGAGGUUGGCAUGGAUGAGUGAAGUUAAAGAUGUGAAGAUUGUUUAACCAUCUUCCCGACAGCUUUCUUUACAUUUACUGUUUAAUUGUUGUAAACUAAAGAGCAGCUGAUUGUAAAAUAUAAGCCAUUGUAAUUAGGCCUAUAAAGUAGUGUCAUUGUACAGGAAAUCCAUUGUUGGAUAAGCAUGCAUAGGUUUGAAAUUGCUCAAUACUAAAGUCUUGUUUAAUUUUCUAGUUGUAAAGACCCCAUUAAUAUAAGGCAGAUUUAAUGCUAUACCUUUGGAGGUUCUACAAGUAACUAACCAGGGAUAUCUAAUGCUGUUGAACCAGAGCUCUGGCAUUCCUUACAUUUAUUAAUUUCUAGGAGUACAAUUUUUAAUUUAAGGUAAUUUCAUAAAUGUAGUUUUAUUUUACCAUCAGUUGUGAUUUUUUGUAUUAAAUAAAUUAAAUA
Molecule: messenger RNA, 1354 nt
Organism: Procambarus clarkii (red swamp crayfish)
Lineage: Eukaryota; Metazoa; Arthropoda; Malacostraca; Decapoda; Cambaridae
Product: histone H2A
Biological process (GO): heterochromatin formation
Cellular component (GO): nucleosome; chromatin
Molecular function (GO): protein heterodimerization activity; structural constituent of chromatin; DNA binding
Source: RefSeq, a predicted model, not a curated record